CUGACAGUGACGUGACGUGUAACUUUCAAGAUAUUGAAUUUAUUUAUUGAUUAAUGAUUGCAUUUAUAAAUGAAAUUUUAAAUAUUAAAGAUUAAAAACAUAACUUAAUAACAUGUCGAGUAAAAACAAAUCAUCGGAUAGUUUGACAAGGAGUAAAGUAACUGAAUGUGUUUGGAAAAAAGCUUUUUCAUCUAGCACUGAAUGGCCCGAUAAGGAAGAGUUUCUGGACGUGAUCUACUGGAUGCGGCAAGCUAUAGGUAUUGCUUUGGGAUUGUGUUGGGGUAUAUUGCCAUUGAAAGGAUUUGUCGGAUUAUUGCUGUUUGUGCUUGUGAAUGCUGCAGUGAUUUACAUUUAUGUAAAUAAUUUUCAAAGUGUGGAUGAAGAAGAAUUUGGAGGGAUGUGGGAAAUAACGAAAGAAGGUUUCAUGACUUCAUUUGCUGGGUUUUUGGUAACAUGGAUUAUAAUGUACACAGGAUUACAUGGAACUAACAGCUUAUGAAAUUAAAUUGUGACUAGAAGAAUAAGAUAUUUAUAAGACAUCAACCUAAAAACGAGUGUAGUACAAAGGUUUUAAGGUCUUAUAUUUGAAGUUUUUUUUUAAUUUCACCACAUUGCUUAUUUAAGUAAAAAGUUUUUUCUACUUCGAAGUUAUCUAUUUAUUUUUUAUCUGAAACAUACUUUGUUACAAUCCCAAUGUAUUUAAAGUUUUAUUUAGCCAAAAUUACUAGCCAGAUUUAAGUGCCAAAAUUUUUAUUAUGUUUAUUUACAAAUGAAUACUAUAGUUAUUAUUUAAUAUCAAUCAAAAAUAAAAAAAAAAUCAUCAAGUCUAAGCAGAAUGUAUUUGUAAAUUAUACAU
Messenger RNA from Nymphalis io (European peacock), 856 nucleotides. RefSeq names its product respirasome Complex Assembly Factor 1. The transcript has 4 exons. NCBI's taxonomy places the organism in Eukaryota, Metazoa, Arthropoda, Insecta, Lepidoptera, Nymphalidae. The coding region runs from base 113 to 499 and encodes 128 amino acids. Gene Ontology annotation, biological process: mitochondrial respirasome assembly. The record is from RefSeq and is a predicted model, not a curated record.